CAUAAACAUAAUAUAGAUGGACUGCGCGCCAUAUACUACAGAAUACUUAUGACUAUGAGCACGAACUAAGAUAUCUUAAUUCGUGGUUAUGGAUAUGGACCAUAAUCAUGAUUAUUAGUUGAUAGUUUGUUACUCAUUAGACGUUAAUCGUUUCAUAAAAUUAUUUUUUCCAACAGUUAACAAGUAUUUUGCUUAUAGGUAAUACAAUUAAUUAUUUAAAUAUGUUAUGUGGAAAAUAUUUGUUGUUAUGUGGCUUAAGUUGUGUAUUCAUUUUCAAAUCUACAACUGUCUACGGAUUAAUAGAUCCAAUCACAGGAGCUUUGGUUGCAGGGGCUCUAAUAACAGGAUACUUUUUUGAUAAAAUGCCUAAUUUUUUUGGAUGUUCUAAUGAAUUAGAAAUUAAAGAUUUAAAAAGUGACAUGGAAAAAAAAUUUUUUGGGCAACAUAUUGCAUCAAAAAUUGUAGUAUCUGCUUUGGCAGGUAAUUUGCAUCGUAGCAGAAAUAACAAGAAACCGUUAGUAAUGUGUUUUCAAGGUUCCAGUGGUACUGGUAAAAAUUAUUUAUCAGAUUUAAUUGCUAGUCAUAUGUUCAAAUCGGAAAAAUUAAAAAAAUCUCAAUAUCAUGUCAUUCAAGGACAAACAGAAUUUCUACUGCAAACAAAAAUAAACGAUUAUAAGGAAAACCUUCAUUCUACUGUGAAAUCUGCUAUAAAAUCAUGUGAUACAAAUUUAUUUGUUUUUGAUGAAGUCCAUUAUAUGCCUAUGGGUAUACUCAACAUACUAACACCUAUUCUUGAAAACAAUGAUGUGUCAAUUGAUUCUAGGAAUUCAAUUUUUAUAUUUAUAACUAAUACAGGUUAUACAUCAAUUAUAGAAAAGUAUUUCGAUCUUUGGGUUAACGGUUUUUCUAGAGAGAAUAUGACGGUUGAAGAUUUUGAUACCAUUUUACUAAAAUCUGCUUUCAAUGAAGAUGGCGGGUUGCAGAAAAGUUCAAUAAUAGAUUCCCAUGUUAUUGAUUUUUUUGUUCCAUUUUUACCACUCGAAAAAGUUCAUGUGGAACAAUGUAUUGAGGCAGAGUUGAAAAAUCUAGAAAAACAUUUGGAUUCUGAAUUAAAAAGUGAAAUAUUGCGGAUAGUUGCAUUUGGUCCAGAGCCUGAAAAGUUAUUUGCUACUUCUGGUUGUAAAAGGAUUAAACAAUGGGUUGCAGCUAAAUUAUAUUCUGAUUAAACUGGAUAUUUCUAAAGAACACAGUGGGUGUUCUUGUACAUAAACUUUUGGAAAAAAACCUAUCUGAAAAUAAAUAUUUUUGUAUGUUUAAUAAUCAUCAAAUAAUGUUAAUAUAAUAAGUCAAUUA
This is a messenger RNA of Myzus persicae (green peach aphid), 1353 nucleotides long. Its product is annotated as torsin-like protein. The transcript has 6 exons. The record is from RefSeq and is a predicted model, not a curated record. The coding region runs from base 222 to 1226 and encodes 334 amino acids. Gene Ontology annotation, molecular function: ATP binding; ATP hydrolysis activity. Gene Ontology annotation, biological process: cellular response to misfolded protein. Lineage: Eukaryota; Metazoa; Arthropoda; Insecta; Hemiptera; Aphididae.